CUCUCUCUUUUAAAACAUCCUCUGAAAGAGAGCAAAAGCUGAGGAAUUUAUAAAGAGAAAGAGAGGCGUAGUAAAGUGUAACAAUGGUUUCUAGGGAGCACAAGAAAGCAGCAGCAGCAGCACUGCAUCAGAAGCUGCAACUUCUUCGUUCCAUUACUAAUUCUCAUGCUCAUAACAAAACGUCAAUCGUUAUUGAUGCAUCAAAGUACAUUGAAGAUCUGAAAAGAAAAGUAGAAAAAUUGAAUCAAGAUAUAGAGGCCUCAGCGCAAACUUCCAGUCAUGACCAAAAUCCACUGCCUAUGGUUUCCGUAGAAACCCUAGAAAAAGGUUAUCUGAUUAAUGUAUAUUCUGAUAAGAGUUGUCCUGGAUUGCUCGUCUCUAUAUUGGAAGCUUUUGAAGAACUCUCUCUAAAUGUGCUCCAAGCUAGGGUUUCUUGUACGGACAGUUUUCAAUUAGAAGCCAUUGGAGGAGAAAAUGAAGACGAUGGUGAAAUUGUUGAUGCUCAAGUUGUAAGACAGGCAGUGGUGCAGGCUAUUAAGAGAUGGAGUAAAAGCAUGAAUUGAUCAGUAAUUUAUUAAAUCCAAUGUCAUGUAUAUUUUAUUCUCAUCUGUUUGUAGAUGGUUGGAUUAACUCAAGGAACCAGUCAUCCAUGUUUAGGCUACAUAUUAAGUGGAUUGUCAAGAAUUAAUGGAUCACUUGAAUGCAUGAAAUUAAUAUGUACUAGGUUAUUGUGGAUGAUUUCCUAGUUACUGUUUGUAGCUA
Tripterygium wilfordii is the source of this 762-nucleotide messenger RNA. Its product is annotated as transcription factor SCREAM2-like. Lineage: Eukaryota; Viridiplantae; Streptophyta; Magnoliopsida; Celastrales; Celastraceae. Gene Ontology annotation, cellular component: nucleus. The transcript has 4 exons. Gene Ontology annotation, molecular function: sequence-specific DNA binding; DNA-binding transcription factor activity. Bases 84 to 563 code for a protein of 159 amino acids. Gene Ontology annotation, biological process: regulation of DNA-templated transcription. The record is from RefSeq and is a predicted model, not a curated record.